UGUGAAGCAAACAAAAUAAUAAUGGUUAUAGAGAAGAUAAUAAAAUGAAGAUAAAGAGAUAGAGAAUCAUUUGUCCAGCUGGAGUAUGAUGAUGAAGAAGGUAUGUCUCUUGUAUUCCACGCAGCAAGACAAAGGGCCACUCUCAGGUUGACUUUUGUCAAGCACACGCUAAGGCAACAUUAUUACUCCUUUGCUUUCUCUGGUUUUUAUAAUUUGUAUAUUUAACGGUCCAAUAAUCAUGCAUUAGUGUCUCACAGCGUGUCACAGCGUAUUCUAAUGUGAUUCCUUAAAGUAAAAACAAAACAUUACAAAUUUUAUAUAACCAAAAUGUAAUAGUACUAUAAAUAUAAAACUUAUUUCAUAGAAUAUAAUAUUUUCUGAUCUCACUGAAAUCUGAUAAUUACCUAGCGCAGGCUUUAUACAAAACGAAUUGAUCAUAUUAUUUGUCAAAACACAAUUUUAGCUGACAUUCUGGAAGAAGAUUUCAUAUUAUUUUUGAUAAAUGUAUAAGGUAACUAUUUUUUCUUUUGUCAACAAAUUUUAAUCCACCAUGCAUAAAGCGAAAUGAAAGUACGAGAAGUGACAUACACAUGUAUUUCUUUAUCUUCCAACAGGUAUAUGAUUAAGUAAUGACUUCAUGAUAACACAAAACAACUUUCCAGCCCUAAAUCAUUGUUUGUUAGACGUCGUCAAAAAGUUAUGUUAGUACAUUUGCAUGUUAGUUUUGUUAUGUUCAUUGCAUGAUUAAUUAAUUAAUUCUACACGAAAAUAACAAAAGACAUGCACCCACGUACGCACCUUCUAAUCUUUUAACUAUUUUCAAAUGAUUUAUCAUGUCGUCUUCUUCUCUUCUUCUUUUUUUUUUAUGACAAUUCAAAGAACCAAAAAUCCACGAUUCUGAUUUUGCAGCCGCUCGUUUCCUUUUAUUUAACCCUUCAAAGAAAAAUAAUGUACUUCCUUAAGAUAUAAAAGAUUGUAUAGUGGAGUACAAUAAACGGGAAGGUGAUGACAAUAGUAUUACCUUAAAGGGUUAGGUGCGACGUCUAAUUUAAUAAUGUUGACCAAAAUGGCAUAUUGGUUAAUGUUAGUAACGCAUUUUACAAUACUUGCUUAGUUAAAUACUAAACGGUUAAACAUUUCCUUUGAAAACUGUCGUCGCCAAUCACGGCAUAUAGCUUUGUCAACUUCCUAUCAUCAUCUCUUUAUUUUUUGUUCUUGUGUUUUCUGUUUUGUUUUCUCAACAACUAAAGUGUACAAUGUUCAUAUGCAAACUUUAAAUAAAGUGUAUAUACAUUUGUGAAAAUAAAUAAAGUCUAUAUACUUGAAAAGAAAUCUGUGAUAAAAUUUACACCAAAAGAAAUCUGAUAUAAACAUUAUUACUUCACAUAAUUAAAUAGUUUAAGCAAAAAAAAAGUUUAUAUAGUGAAAUUUCAAUCAAUUUACCUUAUGUACAUGCUUAUAAAAUUUUAUUUUAUUUUAUAAAGAAUAAAGUUCUACUUGUUAUUUUGAUAAAGACUAAUCACUUAAUAGUAUAUACUUAACAACGACAAAAACUUGCUAAUAGAGAAAAAAAUCACCUCUAUGAUCUUUUUCACAAAGAAACUAAUAAUAAAGAAAAAACAGAAACUAAAUGAUAAUUAAAUUGCCGAAAGAUGUAAAAGAAGAAAUCACUAAAUGCAAUUUAGAAAGCUAAAAAAAAAAAAAAAUUAAACAGAAAAAGAAGAAAUUAAAAAAAGCAAAGACAGCACCACAAGCAUUAAAAUAUUCCAGAAGAAGAAACAUCAAAGAAAGCUUCAAACCUCCUUCUCUUCUCUGUUUCCCUCCUUCUUCUCCCCCACAACCAAUGUAAACCCUACAAAGAUCUCUCUAAAGAUUUCUUAAAAUGGAGACAAUAAUUCGUUUCCUCUCUUCGUUUAUGUCCUCCCUUUAUUAACUCGAGCUCUAGUCUCCAUCUUUCAACCGAAAUUAGAGAGAAAACUUUCUGAAAAGAAGGUACACAUACACAUACAUCAGUUACAAAAAAAAAAUUAUAUACACAUACAUCAUACAAGUAUCUGUGAACUACAAUGGCGUCUGAGCUGAAACAAACUCUAACAAAGAGAUACGGUGCAGUUGAGCUAUGGGAGAUCAUAGUAAUUGCUCUCUUCGCAGCCUUCAUACUAAUCCUCGCCGUCUCAGUAUGGCUCAGCUUCCGUAAAAAAUCCAAAAGAUCCCACUUCAUCCAACUCCUCCCCAUAACCGAAACCCCUCGCCAUCAAGAUGAAAUCAAAGACAUAAGCGUUGAUCACGUCUCAUCACACAACAACAAUGGCACACCUCUAGAUGAGAAGUUCAGCGAGAGAGACAUUGAAAAUGGUGAUAAUAACUAUGAGAAACAUGUUCCUACUUCAGAAACAACUCAUUCUCCUCAUCUCUCUGGUCUCCAAGAAGGCUCUCACAUUGGUUGGGGUCAUUGGUUCACUCUCCGUGACCUUCAGGUUGCUACCAACCACUUCUCGAAAGAGAAUAUCAUCGGUGACGGUGGUUAUGGAGUUGUGUACCAUGGAACUUUAACUAACAAGACCCCUGUGGCUGUCAAGAAGCUGCUCAACAAUCCAGGACAAGUUGAUAAAGACUUCAGAGUUGAAGUGGAAGCAAUAGGACACGUCAGGCACAAGAACUUAGUUCGGCUUCUUGGAUACUGCGUUGAAGGAACGCAUAGGAUGCUUGUUUAUGAGUACAUGAACAAUGGGAACUUAGAGCAGUGGCUUCACGGAGACAUGAGUCACCAAGGACAUCUUACUUGGGAGGCUAGAAUCAAAGUUCUUGUUGGCACUGCUAAAGCGUUGGCUUACCUUCAUGAAGCUAUUGAGCCUAAAGUGGUGCAUAGAGACAUUAAGUCAAGUAAUAUACUGAUGAAUGACAGCUUUGAUGCUAAGUUAUCUGACUUUGGUCUUGCUAAGUUGCUUGGAGCUGAUAAGAGUUAUGUGAGUACUAGAGUCAUGGGUACAUUCGGGUAUGUUGCACCUGAAUAUGCUAACUCUGGUCUCCUAAACGAGAAGAGUGACGUGUAUAGUUUUGGUGUUGUUCUAUUGGAAGCUAUUACUGGGAGGUACCCAGUGGAUUAUGAACGGCCUAAAGAAGAGGUGCAUAUGGUGGAGUGGUUGAAGCUAAUGGUACAGCAGAAACAGUUUGAACAAGUGGUGGAUAAAGAGCUUGAGAUCAAACCAACGACAAGCGAACUUAAAAGAGCGCUUUUGACGGCUUUGAGAUGUGUUGAUCCUGAUGCAGACAAGAGGCCGAAGAUGAGUCAAGUUGCUCGGAUGCUUGAAUCUGAUGAGUACCCUGUGAUGCCUAGAGAGGAACGAAGGAGAAGGAAGCAGCCAAGAGAAAGCACAGAUACGAAUAAGGAUGAUAUCAUAGCAGAUGCAAAGAUUUAAGUAACAGACUAAAACAUCAAACCCUUUUAAUGACUUUGGGGUUUAAAAGAGGGAAACAUAUAGAUUCUUUGGAGAUUGUUUAGAAUCUUUACUGUUUAUAUGAGUUUAUUAUGUGAUAUGUAUAGCGAGAACAUCAAGAUUUGUUUCUCUUGUCUAGAGGAGGAGAGAUCUUUUGUAUAGCUUUGUUGUACCUUUUUUAUUACCUUCAUACUUUCAACAAAACUGUUAAGUUUCAGGCCACUUUCGUUGGAUCGGAUUGAUUUCAGUAUCAGUUGGGCAGCA
Molecule: messenger RNA, 3701 nt
Organism: Brassica rapa (field mustard)
Lineage: Eukaryota; Viridiplantae; Streptophyta; Magnoliopsida; Brassicales; Brassicaceae
Product: probable receptor-like protein kinase At3g17420
Biological process (GO): protein phosphorylation
Molecular function (GO): ATP binding; protein kinase activity
Source: RefSeq, a predicted model, not a curated record